Messenger RNA from Amphibalanus amphitrite, 2851 nucleotides. Its product is annotated as sulfite oxidase-like. Gene Ontology annotation, molecular function: molybdenum ion binding; oxidoreductase activity. NCBI's taxonomy places the organism in Eukaryota, Metazoa, Arthropoda, Thecostraca, Balanomorpha, Balanidae. Gene Ontology annotation, cellular component: mitochondrion. The transcript is spliced from 10 exons. The record is from RefSeq and is a predicted model, not a curated record. Bases 14 to 1816 code for a protein of 600 amino acids.
ACCUAACUGUUUUAUGGUGCUGCUGCGGGUGGUACCGGUCUCCGCGCGACCCGCCGCUCAGUGUGUCUCAGUCUCGGGUGGUAUCGGUCUCCCCCGGACCCACGGAUCAGUGACUCUCAGUCGGUCGGUCCGCUCAGCCAUGCUGACCUCUCUACUGGCGAUCGGUGGCUCCGUGCGCCACCUAACCAGUGCCGCGCGCGGCGCGCCCUGCCUGGUGCGCCACCUGAGCUCCGGGCCCGGCAGUCCGGAGCCGGAGGACGGCCGCGGCCGGCGCGCCGCCCGGCUGGCCGCGCUGGCCGCCGGCGCCGCGCUGGCCGGCUCGGCACUGUGGCUGGCGCAGCAGCGGCGCGGCCGGCUGACGGCGGUCAGCGCCGCCAGCAGCGGCCAGUACGGCCAGCGGCGCGCCGACCUGCCCACCUUCUCCAUGGAGGAGGUGUCGCGACACGCCGACGUCAAGGAGCGCGUCUGGAUGACCUACCACGAGGGCGUGUAUGACGUCACCGACUUUGUGCGCCAGCACCCUGGCGGUGCGGCCAUCAUGAUGGGCGCCGGCGGCUCUGCCGACCCGUUCUGGGACCUCUACGCCGUCCACAAGGAGGAGCAUGUGCUCAAACUCCUCGAGCGCUACCGGAUCGGUAACGUUCGUGAGGACGAGGUGGGCAGCCACCGGGAUGGCACCGACGACCCGUGGGCGGCCGAGCCGCGCCGCCACCCGGCGCUCAAGCCCAGCUCCAAGACGCCGUUCAACGCCGAGCCGCCGCCAGCGCUGCUCGCCGACAACUUCCUCACGCCCAAUGACCUGUUUUACGUGCGUAACCACCUGCCGGUGCCGGUCGUUGACCCGUCCGAGUACGAGUUGGAGGUGGACGGCGUGGGAGUGGGCGGCCUCACCCUGAGCCUGGAGCAGCUGAAGAGGGACUUUCCGGCCGUCACCGUCACCGCCACCGUCAUGUGCGCAGGUAACCGUCGCAGCGAGAUGACCCAGGUGAAGCCGGUGCGGGGUCUGUUCUGGGGCGCCGCCGCCGUCGGCAACGCCACGUGGACUGGCGCCCGGCUGACCGACGUGCUGAAGGCGGCCGGCUACGACGUCAACAGCGGGCCCGGAAAACACGUCUGCUUUGAGGGUCUGGAUACGGACCCGUCCAGCACCCCGUACGGCGCCUCGAUCCCGCUGGAGACGGCCGUCGACCCGCGCCGCGACGUCAUCCUGGCCUACGAGAUGAACGGCCAGCCCCUGAGCCGGGACCACGGCGCGCCCGUCAGGGUCAUCGUGCCGGGCGUGGUCGGCGCCAGGAACGUCAAAUGGCUCGGUCGGAUCACGGUCUCGGACACCGAGUCCGACUCGCACUGGCAGCACAGCGACUACAAGGGCUUCAACCCGUCCGUCGACUGGGACACGGUCGACUUCAGCAAGUCGCCGGCCAUCCAGGAGCUGCCCGUCAACUCGGCCAUCUGCUGGCCAGCGCCCGGACACACCGUCAAGGUCAAGGACGGACACGUGCACGUCAAGGGCUACGCGUGGAGCGGCGGCGGCCAGCGGAUCGUGCGCGUCGACGUGACGGCCGACGGCGGCGCCACGUGGCACGACAUGGCGCUGACGGUGGAGGAGGCGGCGCCGGCCGGCCGCUGCUGGUCCUGGUGUCUGUGGCAGGGCCGGGUGCCCGUGCCGCCCGGCGCCACAGCAGCCCAGCUCUGGGUGAAAGCCACCGACGCCAGCUACAACACCCAGCCGGAGACGUUCAAAAACAUCUGGAACCUGCGCGGCGUGCUCAGCAACGCCUACCACCGGGUCGACGUCCACCUGAAGAGGGUGUAGGACGCCCAACGCCUACCACCGGGUCGACUUCCACCUGAAGAGGGUGGAGACCGCGCCGGGGCCGGAACGCGAUGGAGAGAGCGCGGGAGACGCGCAGGAGAGAGCACUGGAGCGGCGCGACGGAAUGAGGCCGCGGGUGAAGUAAAGGAGUGGGUUCGUCGGGACAGAUCAGAGGACAGAUCGCUGCAGCCGAUGGUCAGUGUAUAGGCCCGCGUGCAGUAACAGCUAGGGAGUAAGGGCUUUUGUCGUCCGGGAUAGUUGAUGCGAUAUCGCUUUCAACCAUGACUUGAGUUGAAUAGUUCUGUUCACAAGCCAUGAAAUUAGCUGAUUGCGUGUAAGGUGAUACAUGCAGAAAGGAGUCACUACUGAGCCCUCAGUUAGGUUUCACAUGGUGUUAAAAAGGCUCUCUGGGCCAGACUAGUCUCGAUAUAGACGGACCUCAAAGUUAGCGUCUUUAGUUGUUAAAGGAAAAGGGCCACCUUCGUGAAAUAUGAAAAUAUCGUUGUUUUUCAUUUUGACAUUAUUAUUUUUCAUUUUCUUUUUAAAACUGGUGCCAGAAGUGCACAAUUCGCGAAAAAGUAUUUACAAAUAUUUAACAUAUUGGUACUAUGUUGAUACUCUCUACGGCACCUACUGUAUGAUGGCAUAGCGAUGACGUCACACUCAAGCCAAUCAGCGUUCAGAAGACAGACUCGUCGGAUUGUGUCAGAUAAGCUGAUUGGUUAAAGCUGAGCUGGUUGGAGCUGAUUGGUAAAAAACCAAAGCCUCGCCGCGGGUGGCUGUAUUGUCGGAUAAGAACGCAUUCCUGGGAUAAGGACGCAUUCCUGGCGUAUUUUCUUUUAAAAUUGCCGAUAACUACGAAUGGAGGCCGAAAUCGGCCGUAAGGAGGUAGACAAUUAGGUUUUCGGACACGGGCUACAAGAUGGCUAUCUCAGUUUCAAUCCCCAUGUUAAAGGUGGCCCUUUUCCUUUAAGAACGACCACUUGCCAUUAUUGUUCAUGUAGAAUAUCGCUCUAGAAUGUGGCACUGCCAGCA